Leptidea sinapis is the source of this 3896-nucleotide messenger RNA. RefSeq lists its product as uncharacterized. The record is from RefSeq and is a predicted model, not a curated record. Bases 191 to 3496 code for a protein of 1101 amino acids. The transcript has 4 exons. NCBI's taxonomy places the organism in Eukaryota, Metazoa, Arthropoda, Insecta, Lepidoptera, Pieridae.
CGUAGUGUUUAAAUUCUCUUAGUCCACAGGGGGUCAAGACUCAAGACUCGAGGCUUGAACUCAAAAUUUGUUUAUUUAUUGUACCUAUAUUGGAUUGUGUGGUCCCGCUCAAAAUUUUAUUCAAAUAUUUGUUGAAUGUACCUAUAUGUUGUGAAUUGUGCUUCUGUUAAGUGUUUAGAAUUAAGAGAAAAUGAGACGUUCCAAUACCGAAUUUACCGAAAUCAUAACAGACAUUUUUACAAACUGUCACAGUUUCUGGGAAACAAGAAAAGUUUAUUCGAAUACAUACCCUGAUGAAAGUGUGCCCUCAGUUCGAACUAUUGUAAGAGCUUUAUUAAGUGGUCCUUAUGUAAAAAAUAAAACUGAAGAAGAAUUUAGUAUAGUGAAAGAUGAACUCAUAUUGCAGUAUAUAGGUGAAAGUUCUUAUAAAGUUUCUAUAUCUCAAAUAGUACUUUGGUUUUCUGUAAGUAAAGAUCAUGUGCAGAAACUAAUUCAUGGUGAGCAGGAAGAUGAAUCGAAAGACAGGACAUAUGAUACUGAUAGCGAUGACAGCGAUGCGUCUCUUAAUGCUGCUUCCAAAUACGGUGGCAGAUGCAGAGAAAGAUGUUCGAAGCUUAUACCAGUACUGUAUAAUGAGCUUGAACGUAACAAAUAUCCCAUUGUAUAUACGAAGAGACUGGACGAUAUGGAUGCCCUUAAUGAUAAUAUAGACACUAAAGAACACAUUCAAGAGUUUAUGCUUAGACUACACACCGAAAGUAAACCAAAAUUUGACGGAAUUAUAUGGAGAGCACAGGCGAACGAAGUACGAAAUUAUUCUUAUAAUACUUUAGAUAAUAAAAUUAGUAUAUGUCAGUCGAUACUGAGGCCUAAUGAGGGACCAGAUGACAAAGAAAUUAAGGGAGAACCCGAAACCGGAUCAAGCAGCGAUUUAAAUAUUGGUCUUCAAGAUAAUCCUUUAUUACGCAGUUGUCUUCUAUCUUAUGAUAGUAGUGAAAUUGGUGCCGGAUUAUGGAUGGAAAGAGGUGGUCCCUUACCAUAUCGUAAAGAUGAUUCUUUAUCUUUACGAAACAAGAGGUUAGAUGGCGAUCGAACGGAUGAUGUUAUUACAAUCGAUGAAGAUGAGGUCAUUGUCAUUAAUGACGAUCAUUCUAAUGAUACAGUUCCUUCUCACAGGAAGAACGAGAAUAGAUUGCUAAAAAAAAUACUUCAAACAGAUAAAGAUAAAUUCGAAAUAUACGGUGAUUUAACGAACUCUAAAACCUCAUUAGGAAAGCUUGAUAAAAUAUGUAGAGAACUGAGUUUUACGAAUAACGCCGCCGCAGUUGCAAUUAAAGAUUUAAAACACAAUGAAAUUCAUAUAUACAUAAAUAACGUGUGUUUAAAAAUUAUAGAUAACAUUGUAGAUAUUGAAGUGUUGUUAAAAGAACAAUUUGGACACACGCACAUUAAGUUUUUAUGUCUCAACGUAUGCUGUUGGGCGUUUCAUACAACAGUGUUGACAAAGAUUAGCAGUUAUUAUAGUACUAAGCUUAUAAAGCCCAAUCAUAGAUGUCGAAGAGGAAAAUGUGACUGUUGUUGUGAUAUUGAAACAUUCAGAUUUGAAAAAGAUUGUGACGAUUUUAAACUUGACAAUAUUCAAUGUCAAUUUAGCAAAGACCAAGAAUGUAACAUCACAACACUUUCAAAAGAAAAGAUAAACAUAAUCUCGAUGGCAUUAAAUUACAAACCAAAUAUCAAAUACACUCCUCCUAUAAAGGCUACAUUUAAUAAUUUCUCUUCGCAGUUUAACACGGAUGCCAACAAAUCAAAUUUAAAUUAUACCCCUUCUACAAAGGCUACAUUUAAAGAUUUCUCUUCUCAGUUUGAGUCGGAUGCCAAAAUUGUGGAUAUUGAAACUUUUUUAAAAGAUAAUAAAAAAAUGAUAAUAAAAGAAUGGUAUAUUAUAGACACAAAAGGUGAAAUUUGCAAUCUAAGAGUUACAAAAAUAGCUACAACAGGCUAUUGCCAGCCAUUUUGUUGUAGCAACACACGCAAGGAGCAUAUCAGAAAGCUUACUUAUAUUGAACCACACACAAAAAGCUUUUUACUAGGUCUAGAUAUGUUUUCAGAACAUUGCAACGAAUGCACAAUAAAUAAAACACAAACAUCUGUUAGUCGUCCAUUUUCAAAAAUAAUGGAAACCAAAACAUCAAUAUUACAGCAUUCAAGUGGAGUUUUCAAUACUCACAUCAAUAGAAGUGUUAUCGAGUCACAUCAUGAUAUAAGAAAUCUCCCUCUAGAUACAAAUAUCUCUCCUAAAGAAACAUCCCCAUCUGAGUUAGGUCAAACUACUAGCUCAAAUUCAGGGGUUGAUCCACGAUAUAUUCUCAACAAAAACGUUUUAAAUAACCAUAUAGUUGCUAAUAAUUUUAGACUAGACACAAAUGUUAUAUUGGAAAGUUCUCAAGAAGCAGAGAUAAACCAAAUGAUUUCAACUCUACUUUAUAGAUUUAAAAAUGUCCAAUUGACGCUUAACGAAGAUGGCAAAGUAGCAGCCACAAUUCAAACACCUUUAAGUACGCUGACAAGUUCGGAAUUAACAAUUUUACGAAAUAUACUUGAACAUGCACAAAAUCAUGUGCAAGCUAUGAAUUUAAACAAUAAAAAUAGUACAAAUAUUACUUCUACAAAUUUUCCUAUAACCACAGAUGAUUUGGAAAAUGUCCCAACUGUUGACUUAACCGAUGAACUGCAACAACCGAAUGAGAAAGAAAACAUAACCCAAAUUUCGGGCUUAGAAAGUAAUUCGAUUUAUGAUAAUUUUGAAUGCUGGCUCAUCAAAAAUAAUAACUCUUAUAAAAAAUCUUUUUUAUCAUACGUGCAGUACUCAGAGAAUGAUAGACCUUCGGAAAUUGAUAUCACAAGGGAUGAUGAAUCAUCUACUCCUCAAAUAGGUAAAGUUUUUUCUCUAAAACAAUUCAUGUAUAGAAAAAAUGAUCAAAAACAAAAACAGCAAACAGUUCCCGCAAUUGAUAUGGACGAAGCCAUCGCGCAUACGAAAAUCGUAAAAAAGUCGGAGGCACCUACAGGUACCCCAGUUACAACUGGGAUACCUAAUAAGCGCAAAAUACCGCUUAAUCCUAGUCCGAAAUGGAGAAGAGUAAAGCAGAAGAAAAAUGAAGAAGUACAAACUUAUAUAAUAUUAAAUCCAAGUCCAUUAUUUGCAUUACAACCUAAUACUUUCCAAACUGUUAACGUUCAAGAAAUGUUGAAGAAUAAUUCAGACACUGUCGCAUCAAAUGGAUCAUGGCAACCUUACAGCAUAGUAAAUUCAUUACCUCCUCCACCAGCAUUAAUACCUAUUCAAUCAGCAAUGCCUGUGAUACAAACAGUUUCUUCAUUACACCAACCACAAAAUAUUUUGGAAGAAGAAAAUAAUGUAACGCCCGAAAAUGAUGUUGAAUUCGAAGAAGUGAAGGUCGAACCAAUGGAACAUAUUAAUUUUGAUAGUUAAAUCGUUUUUAACAAUUUAGAAAUAAAUCUGUUAAAUUUAUUUGUUAAUCUGAUCGCGUAAAUCUUCUAACUACCAGUACUUGAACUUUUUUUACUGUUAGCUAGUUAGUGAGAAAUUCUACGUUUUUGUUAAACAAUUUGUACAUUUUCUGCGAAUAAUUGUGUUUGUUACUUAAUUAAUGGGCGUAAGGAGUAUAAAUGAAAAUUUUAAGAUUGUGACUUCAUCUUAAUUAUACUCGGUAGCUCUCAAAUGUUUGCAUCAUAUUUGUUUCUGUUGUAGGUAUUGUAUACCAAAUAUGUAUAAUUAUUUUAUAGGUUAGAUUUAUAAUUCAUGUGUAAAUAUUGACAAAUUAUUUGUGUUCAGGAUUACGUGUAAAGAAAUGCUUUUCUUUGAUCUCAAA